This is a messenger RNA of Rotaria sp. Silwood2, 1302 nucleotides long. Lineage: Eukaryota; Metazoa; Rotifera; Eurotatoria; Philodinida; Philodinidae. The record is from the annotation of a GenBank genome assembly.
AUGGCCAAUCUGCUUGUUGAAAAUUCGUUACUAUCUUCUUUAAAUGAUCAGCAGAUUACCGAUGUCUCAUCGUCCCAUUCGAUCUCGGAACCUUGCACUUUAGCCGAUUCUAAAGCAAUUGUACUCGCACAUUUUGAACGAUCAAAUUAUGCUGUCUAUCUUCAUCCUGAAGACAAGCGUGGUUAUCGGUCGAUUGUCCGACUGAUCAACAAUGAUCGAGUGAUCUCAACAAUCAAUCGAGAUUAUACUUCAGAAGAAAGAAUUGGUCUUGCACUAACCAUAGCUUUAGUCACAGAAGCCUAUACUCAUAUUGUACCAAUCGCUCAAAAUUCAGUUACGGAAAAUAAUAUUCGUUUGUUUGACUCAAAAACGAAUAUCAAUCAAUCAAGUUUACCUCAAGAAUCAAUUUUUCUUCAUGGUCAUGUGUUUGGAUGCGGCAAUCCAGAAGGAAAAUAUAUUGAUGAUGUUCAACUGGAUGGUCCUCUUUUUGAAACAUUUUUCGAUAUGAAUGCUACGUCUUCGAAAGAAUCAAACCACGUUAAACAAUUCUCUUGGAAACCGGACGAAAUAAAUAAAGUGGUCCGUAGGGUAGAAACUGAAAUUCAAAACAUUCGUGAUGUUUACAAAGUUCACGGACUAACUAUCAUUACUCGAAAUAUGUUCGUUGAUAUCUACCUAGUAAGGCAUGGUGAAACUGAUUGGAAUGCUCAAAAAAGACUUCAAGGACAUACAGAUAUUCCUUUAAAUACACAAGGCAAACUACAAGCUUAUCAGCUUCAAGAAAAGUUCGCCGACAUUCAUUUCUCAAAAGUGUUCUCAUCCGAUUUGGUACGGGCACGUUUAACUGCUGAAUUAAUUCUUGGUUCAAAUAAAUUAACUAUUAUCGAAACACCACUUCUUCGAGAAAGAAGCAUGGGAACAUGGGAAGGACGUUUGGCUGGAGACUUGAAAUCAUACUUGGAACAAACAUUCAAUGUGAAUAAUUUCACGCAAGAAGAAUAUUUAUCGUUUAAAUGGGACGAUACUUGUGAAAGCUACUCUGAUGCAUAUCAACGAAUACAAAAUUUUAUCCAUUCUAUUGCAUUUUCUCCGCCAAUGAGUGAUGAUCCAAUUUUAUUUUCUAGUCAUGGUGGUAUCUUGCGAAGUAUACUGUAUCACUUAGAUUUUCAUCCUGGUCUACGGUGGCAAAUCACCAAUUGUGCUUUUUUGAAGUUGAGAAUAUGGGCAGAUGGAAAAAUCACUGUCAUAGCUUCCGAGGGUAUCAAAUUGGUCGAAGCAAAAGAGAUUAUCUUACCAGCUUGA